Molecule: messenger RNA, 948 nt
Organism: Saccostrea cuccullata (small rock oyster)
Lineage: Eukaryota; Metazoa; Mollusca; Bivalvia; Ostreida; Ostreidae
Product: microfibril-associated glycoprotein 4-like
Exons: 5
Coding region: 1-948 (315 amino acids)
Source: RefSeq, a predicted model, not a curated record
AUGGGCCCUCUUUGUUCAAUUAUUCUAGUUUUGGUCUUUGUUGCGGUGUGCGAGUCUACCAUUAUUUCGAGAAAAUUCAAAGCACAACUGGAAAUGAACGAUACCAAAUCAAACGAAGAACUUUUAGAAGAAUACAACUCUACAUCCGUUAUAGAGUGUGGAGCGCGGUGUCAAAAGGAGUGUAGUUUCUAUGGGUUUAAUCCUCAGAUGAGGAAAUGUCGGACACACAAGAAUAUUUUCACGUCGGGAGUGUCUAAUGAGGGUGGUUGGAGAUAUUACUCACAUGACUUUAUGCCCAGCGAUUGUAAGGAUCUUCAAUCAGAUGGAUACAGGAAUUCUGGGGUGUAUGUCAUCUAUCCCCAUGGGGCCACUACGAUUCCUGUCCCUGUAUAUUGUGACAUGACGACACUGGGUGGAGGAUGGACGGUAAUCCAGAAACGUGUUAAUGGAUCCCUGAGUUUUGACAAAGAUUGGACAGCAUAUAAAAAUGGUUUUGGUUCGCCAGAACAAGAUGUUUGGAUUGGAAAUGACGUUAUGCAUCAAUUAACAAAAGAAACCUCAUCCCUUUAUGUUUCCAUCACUCUCGAGAAUGGUACAACGCUAUAUGAAAUGUACGAUAGAUUCUCUGUCUCCAACGAAACAGAGAAAUAUCAACUCUUUCUUGCAGGACCUGCCACGGGGACCCUAGGUGACAGUAUGUUAGACACUGGUUAUCCAAUCUACUACGAUCUGUCUGGGAUGGACUUCUCCACUUCAGACAGAGAUAACGACGUGUAUGGUGAUCAUAACUGUGCUGCCAGUAAUGGAGGAGGCUGGUGGUUUAAUAUCUGUCACCGGGCCUUCCUUAACGGUCGCUGGUCCCCGGGACACUGGAUUGACCCGUGGUCUCCUACCGUUGAGUGGGGGAUGUAUGUGAGGGGGACCUUGAUGAUGAUAAAACGUCACUAG